Molecule: messenger RNA, 1302 nt
Organism: Trichophyton rubrum CBS 118892
Lineage: Eukaryota; Fungi; Ascomycota; Eurotiomycetes; Onygenales; Arthrodermataceae
Exons: 1
Coding region: 1-1302 (433 amino acids)
Source: RefSeq, a predicted model, not a curated record
AUGGAGAACCCGAGGGAGUUUCAAAUUAAUCAAAUCCGCCGUAGGUUCAGCCCGAAGGAGCGCCAUGACGCUCAUGCCACUCAUCUGACGUUCACUAUGAAGCCAUCGGACCCGGACUUUUCCUACGAUCUUACCGGCCUAGACUGUAUUUUAAGAAUUCCUGCGACCUAUCCAGCCUAUGGCGAGCCUUCUCUUGAAGUGAGCAACGGAAAUCUAGACGCAAGUAAGAGAAAGCUUGUGGAACGAAAGUUCAAGCAAGUGUCGAAAGAUGCCAAGUCUGGUAACCUAUUGCAUUCCAUGAAUGCCCUCGACAGGCAUCUUGCAAAUCUUCUUUCUGCUGCUCCUGUUCCGGAGACAUAUGAUCCCCUAUCCGCGGAAAGAUUACGCUCUACUAUGGGUUUCGAAUACAAGGCUCCUUCCGAUAACCAGAAAAACAAGAGGGCAGCCAGAGUAUCAGAAACAGGAGAUCCUCAGAGAAGACUGAAAGAGGUUGGACAGCUAAAAUCUCGUCUGGGUAAACAUCCUUUAUUCCUAGCACAUUCGGACCAGGUCAGUUUUACGAUUGCUAUCAAACCGUUUCAACCGAUGCAGCUACCAAAUGCCCUCCGCAAUAUAAAAAGCGUAAUCUUGAUAGUGCCGUCAAAUUACCCCGGAGAGCCAUGUCGAAUCAAGAUUCCUGACAUUAAUGGCAGCUCUGCCCGAGUGACGGAACAGGCAUUCUAUCAGCAUUCCAUGGAUAGUCCGGGAAUCAGUCUAACCGCUCAUAUUAACUACCUCGCUGCAAUGGUGCACAAAAUGUCAUACCAAGAACCCGUUGAACAAGAGGUAGAUCUUCAUGAGGAAUUAAGUGCAUUAUCCUUGGAAGAACAGCCUCAUGACAAGUGGUCGCCACCAUCGCCGCUCGUAAAAGCAUCCCAAUUAACUACUGUUAACGCAAAGGCCCAAAACUCGGAAGGCAAAUCACAUAUUCAAGUUAUCCCUAGGCCUCCUGAGUGGGAAUCCCCAGAUGAAACUGACAGUGAUGAAGGUAAUGAUGACCCAACUGCAGAAAACCAUGCGCAUUUGGGGAGUGGCCGCAAGGUCUUAAUAUCGUGCCCGGCACUUGAACUUCAAGGGGUUGAAUUACUUGAGUUAAAGAGUUUGUCCCUAACUCUUCGAUGUGUCCGGUGCAAGCAAUUACAAGACAUGAAGAAUAUAAAAAUCGGGGAAGAUGGCCACAGUACCCCUCAUUAUAGGGUUGAAAGCUGUCGAAAAUGUUCAAAUCGACUCAGUGUAGGUAAGCAAAAUUUCAAGGGGCUAUGA